AUGGAGAAAAACACUGUCGAUUUUAGUCCUUUGCUCACUCCUCGUGGUGACGAAAAUGCAAGCAAGACAGCAUCAUCUUCUCUUGUGUCAGCUACUAAAUGGACUCUCAAGUCUUUAAUCUGCGUGAUCUUUGUUUUGUGGACAACUUUUAUUUUUUUUCAACCUGCAAAGCCUGUGAAGGGCUUGUUUUCAAAAUGGACUAAUCUCAACCGUGAUUCUCUUUUAGGAUUCACUGGAAGCAUUUUUGUGGUCUACACUGCCCCAUUGCUCAUAAUUGCAUUUCUUGCCAUUGCACACCUAAAUCUUACUGGGGAGGAUCAGCUUCAAGGGAAGAAGAGUUCCAAAUAUCCAAGGUUCCGCCUAUGGACAUUUCCUGUGCUUAUCAAAGGACCAUUCGGGGUUGUUUCUGCCGCAGAGCUCAUUGGGAUUGUCCUCUUUCUGCUGUAUGUUGUCUGGGCUACUUAUGUUUAUACUGUGGAGGCCCUUGGGCUUAUCUCUGAAACUCAUCAGUUAUCCUCUAGAGCCAAAAGCAUAUUCAUGAUUGAAAUUAUGGGACUUCGAUCCGGCGCGAUCGGAUUAAUGUGUUUGGCUUUCCUAUUUGUCCCAAUUUCGAGGGGAUCAGUUCUUCUCCGUUAUAUAGAUAUCCCAUUUGAACAUGCCACAAGAUAUCAUGUAUGGCUGGGACACCUCACAAUGUUGAUUUUUACUAUCCAUGGACUUCUCUAUGUUAUUGCUUGGGCAAUGAAUGGCCGCCUAGCACAAGAAUUAGUACAAUGGAAAGAUAUUGGUGUUGCCAAUCUCCCAGGAGUUAUCAGCCUUCUAGCUGGUUUGUUAAUGUGGGUGACCUCUCUUCCUGGAGUACGAACGUGGAACUUUGAGUUGUUCUUCUACACCCACCAAUUAUAUGUAGUCUUUGUUGUCUUUUUGGCCUUGCAUGUUGGUGACUUUAUUUUCACCAUGACUGCUGGUGGAAUAUUUCUCUUUGUGCUUGAUCGGUUUCUGAGGUUCUGCCAAUCACGAAGGACAGUUAAUGUAAUCUCAUCAAGAUGCCUUCCAUGUGGCACUGUGGAAUUGGUUCUGUCAAAACCUCAAAAUUUGAGAUACAAUGCACUAAGUUUCAUCUUCGUUCAAGUCCGGGAACUAUCAUGGCUGCAGUGGCAUCCAUUCAGUGUUUCUUCUAGCCCUUUGGAUGGAAAGCAUCACCUUGCUGUUCUUAUAAAGGUUCUUGGCAGAUGGACAGAGAAGUUGAGACAAAGGAUUGCUGAUGCUGAAGCACAAAAAGAUUAUUCAGUCAUAACAACUUCAGUAGAGGGACCAUAUGGGCAUGAAGUACCAUACCAUUUACUGUACGAAAAUCUUAUAUUAGUGGCUGGUGGUAUUGGACUUUCACCAUUCCUUGCUAUAUUGAGUGACAUUCUCCACCGUGUUAAGGAGGGGAAACCCUGUCAACCAAGAAAUAUUUUACUUGUUUGGGCAGUCAAAAAAUCAAACGAGCUUCCACUUCUCUCAACCAUUGACAUGGAAACAAUUUGUCCAUCCUUUUCAGAUAAAGUAAACAUUGAUAUUCAUAUUUAUGUCACUCGAGAAUCAGAUCCUCCAGUGGAAGAGGGGUACACUUACAAACCAAUAAAAUCUUCAGUCUGCCCUAUGGCAAGUCAUCGUGGCAUGUCUGUUUUGGUUGGUACAGGAGACAAUUUUUGGUCUGGACUUUAUGUCAUCUCAUCUACAGUUGGCUUUGUGAUAUUGCUGGUUUUGUUGUAUACUUACUACAUAAACCCAUUUCACAUAAAUAUAUGGUGGUACAAGGGACUACUAUAUGUAAUCUGCAUGGUUGCAAGUGUUGUUAUCUUUGGUGGUUUAGUGGUUGUAUUGUGGCACAAUUGGGAAAAGCAAAGUUAUUUGAAAGAUAAGUUCAACAAUGUAAAGGUUGAUCAUGAGACUCAUCCAAAUGGCACUUUGGCUCCCAAGGAUCAAAGUCAAGUCAGUAUUGCAAAGUCAACUUUCAUUCGUUAUGGUUCCAGACCAGACUUCAAAGAAAUUUAUGAUUCAAUGUCAGAAAAGUGGGGCCAUGUUGAUGUAGGUGUCAUAGUUUGUGGCCCUUCAACACUUCAGACAAGUGUAGCUGAAGAAAUCAGGUCACACAGCAUGACCAGACAACGCCAUCAUCCCAUCUUCCAUUUCCACAGUCACAGCUUUGAUCUCUAG
Messenger RNA from Sphenostylis stenocarpa, 2205 nucleotides. The record is from the annotation of a GenBank genome assembly. Lineage: Eukaryota; Viridiplantae; Streptophyta; Magnoliopsida; Fabales; Fabaceae.